AUGUCCAAUCCUAGUCAUUUUGCCCUCCUGAUCGGCGUGGAUUUUUACAUCAAGAAGCCCCUGAACAGCUGUGUUCGAGAUGUCGAUUUACUGGAGACAUACCUGAAAACUCUUCAGCGGGAUAAGAGGCUCGACAUCUUGGAGAUUACCAGACUAACGGCGAGCAACCCGACACAUCAGGGGCCCAACCCACACAAACCACUGGAGGGUGAUGAAUCUCUACCGACCCUACAGAACGUUAGAAAUCAUCUUGCCCGCAUCACAUCAGAAUCUACCGAAGAUGAUUAUGUCUUCGUUCACUUCUCUGGGCAUGGCACAGUCUUGCCCCAGGGUGCACUGGCGCUUGUUCUUUUCGGAUGCGAAGACCAUAAUGGACGACUGCGGGACUACCUCACUGGUGACGAAUUAGCAAAUUCUCUUAGCAAUAUGGUCAAUAAGGGUGUCAAAGUCCUCCUAGCCCUUGAUUGUUGCUUCUCGGGCAAGAUAUCCCGUCGAAGCCUGCCAGAUCCAGAGCGAUACAUUCCUUUUAUCAGCUUUUCUGAUGCUGAGAGUGUCGAAAGGCCGCCAGAACGUGCUCCUCUGGGUGCCACAUAUAGUGAUGCAACUGUCCGAGGCGUGUCGGCGCGUGAAAACUGGCUUAUGGAUCCCAAGGGCUACACAAUCAUUACGGCGUGCGGACCAACGCAAAAGACGCACGCCCUCAACUUCGGCGGGGGGGAACUCCAUGGCGCCCUUACUUACACUCUCUUCAAAUCGCUUCACAGACUGGGGUCGCUGAAUAUGAGUCAUAUGGCCAUCUUCCAGUUCAUCUGCGCCAGAUUCAAAGCUAUGAAGUCUGACCAGACCCCUCAACUAAAGGGGAGUGGCGACUUUUCAUUUUUUGGACAUUUGCAAGGGUCGGACGAUGCCUUCUUCCCCUUGGUCGUCUUCAAAAGCGGAAAGAUUAUGGUCCAGGCAGGGGAGAUCAUGGGAGUUCAUGAGAACGACAAGCUAGUUUUGACUCCGCUGAGUACCUUCACCGAUGAAGCUUGGGACAGCACAGAUGUGCUUGCAACUGUCCAAGAUGUGGGCGGAGUGACAGCCAAUGUCAAACCCAUCAGCCCUCGCUCAAAGAUCGAUGCUGGGUGGGUAGCCAGACCGCUCAAACUGUGCCAGCAGGUUUCGACUACGACAGAUGGGGCAGCAAACCGAUCGAGUCAGGGGAGAUACUUGCAAGAGAAUUCAGUGUUCCUACCCAACUUCACAGAAGCCACGGCACUUUUUAAAGCCAAAAUCAACGACCAGGGCGGAUUUGACAUACAAGAUAGUCAGGGGCAACGAGUGGACUUUGAUGGACUCUCGCUACUACCGGCUCAUUCCCCAACCACCCGCCCUCAGAUCCUUCGUGUUCUGGCAUACCUUACAAGAUACCACGAGAUUAUCAAUAUGAAGCCUUCUACAGAGAAUGAGACACUUCGAGCCGACGUCGACGUCAAGAUAUGCGACGAGUCGGGGGCUCCGUUUCCAGACACCAGAGAAAUUAACGUGAAAAACGACGAACAAAUUUGUCUGUCUAUUGUCAACAAUGGCGAGGAUCCGGUGUUUGUGCACAUUCUUUAUCUUUCAGGAGACUGGGAGAUUGAAAACCUCCUGGCAAACGAGAAUACGCGACUCUUCUCUGACAGCACCAUCACGGGCGAGCGAGAUCUCGCUGAAAGGCAGAUCGAGUUGGUCGUGAGGAUGACGAUCCCAGAACAAAAUAUCCUCCGUGGAGCUCACAGCUGUGAUGAUAUUUUCAAGGUGUUCGUCACCACUCAGCCUGCACCAUUUGCGCACCUAUCCGCGGUUAGACCUCUACUACGAGGGUCGCCGGCCGAAGUCAGAGACAGGUUACGAGACUCUUGGACAGCGUGGACGUUCCACAUUCAUACGGAACUAAAUCAGGCACUCUCUCUUUGA
Molecule: messenger RNA, 1938 nt
Organism: Fusarium falciforme
Lineage: Eukaryota; Fungi; Ascomycota; Sordariomycetes; Hypocreales; Nectriaceae
Exons: 1
Coding region: 1-1938 (645 amino acids)
Biological process (GO): proteolysis
Molecular function (GO): cysteine-type endopeptidase activity
Source: RefSeq, a predicted model, not a curated record